AUGUCCCAUUUCCAUCUCGCCGUCAUCGCAGCCGGCAGCCUGUCGGCGCUGCUGCUCCUGUUCUACAAGCUCCUUCUCUCCCCUUACUUCCUCUCGCCUCUAUCCAAGAUCCCCAACGCGCACUUCACAGCGCCCAUCUCAAGCGCCUGGAUCAACCGCAAGCGACGACACGGACAGGAAGUCCUCGCCAUCUACACCCUCCACCGCAAGCAUGGCCCCAUCGUGCGACUCGGCCCGCGCGAGCUGAGCGUCAACUCGCUCGCCGGACUGCGCACGAUCUACACCGGCGCGUUCGAGAAACACGCCUUCUACCGCGAUGCGUUUGUGAAUUUCUUCACGGAGAAUCUGGUUGGUAUGCUGGGGAACCGCGCGCAUGCGCGCCAGAAGCGCAUGCUCAGCAAGAUCUACUCGAAAUCGUAUCUUCAGGAUUUGGGCGACUUGCGUGGCCUCGCGGCCGUGGUGCUGGCGCGGAGGCUGCUGCCUGUGCUGCGCGGGUGCGCGGUGACGCGUGCCGCGGUGAAUGUGUUGCCUUUGUUCCAGGCUGUGGGGAUGGAUUUUACUUCGGCGUAUCUGUUUGGGACGGCGAAUGGGACGGUGUAUGUGUCUGAUCUGUCGGCGUGGGGGAAGUGGCUGGCGGAGUAUGAGAGGUUUAAGAACGCCACUCUGAGGGAACGGUAUAUGGGAUUCAUUGAGACUUGGUGUCUGGCGAUGUGUCGCAGGAUGCAGCGUAAUGACCAUCCCAACGAUGUGCCAGUGGCCACGCGUGGAGUCGUAUAUGAGCAGCUCCGCAGUUCGCUGGAGAAGGACCCGGAUGCUCGGCCGCUGGAGCUGGCCGUCGCGUCGGAGCUGCUGGAUCAUCUCGUGGCUGGACAUGAGACCAGUGGGAUCACCUUUACGUAUAUGAUGUGGGAGCUUUCGCAGCGGCCGCGGCUGCAGGCGGAGCUGCGUCGGGAACUGCUGACGCUGACGCCUUCAUUGCAGGAUCCGCUCGUUGCUACGAGCGAGGGGCCUGUGCCAGCCUUGCCAUCCCCGGCGUUUAUAGAUGCAUUGCCGUUGCUGGAUGCUGUCGUCAGAGAAACCCUCCGUUUGCACUCCCCUGCUCCUGCUCCCCUGCCGAGGGUCACGCCAUGCUGUCCGGGAGGCACAACGAUCGAAGGGUACCCCCACAUCCCUGGUGGCAUCAAGGUGAGCUCGUCUGCAUAUACUCUGCACCGCAUCGGCGAGGUGUAUCCCCAGCCGCUGGAGUGGUUACCCAAACGAUGGCUGAGUCCAGGACCUGGUAAGAUCCACGACAUGCGCAGGCUGUUCUGGCCGUUCGGAAGUGGAGGGAGGAUGUGUCUGGGUAGUAACUUUGCCUUGCAGGAGAUCAAGCUGGUCAUGGCUGCGGUCUACACCAACUAUAGUACCUCGAUUGUGGAUGAUGAGGGCAUUGAGCAGGAUCACGCUUUCAUCUCGUUGCCGAAGGGUCGUAAGCUGAUGCUGAAGUUCACUCCUGUUGAAAUUCGAGUGGAGUAG
Messenger RNA from Aspergillus clavatus NRRL 1, 1515 nucleotides. RefSeq names its product cytochrome P450. The transcript has 2 exons. Gene Ontology annotation, molecular function: monooxygenase activity; oxidoreductase activity, acting on paired donors, with incorporation or reduction of molecular oxygen; heme binding. The record is from RefSeq and is a predicted model, not a curated record. NCBI's taxonomy places the organism in Eukaryota, Fungi, Ascomycota, Eurotiomycetes, Eurotiales, Aspergillaceae. Bases 1 to 1515 code for a protein of 504 amino acids.